AAACGCUCUAUUUCCGCUGCAGUAACGAGAACGAGCACAUCAAAAAAGAAAGAAAAAUGUGGACCGUUGAGACAAACUGAGCCAAGAGACGGGACGUUGAGCUACAUACAUCGUUUUCAUUUAAAUUGGUUACCAGAUAGGCGUUGUUAAAUAAAGUUCCCUGACAAAUUUUUUGACAGUUUAAGGGUCGUUUCGAGGUUAACUCGCCCCCUUGUUCUGUGGUGGUUCGGUUUGAGGAAGCAGCACGGCUAGCCAGCUGCUGAAUUAGCUAGCUCGCUAGAGAUGGGGACGAGAGCAAGUCGCCUACAAGAAGACCCGGUUCCCUCUGCUUUCGGAAAAGAUGGCACAAAGCGGGAUUCAUAUCGGCGACCUCGCUGCGCCAGGCCCACCAGUCUCAUGGUCGACUUCUCGGGAAGCUUCGAGGACACGGAGGCCAACCGGAGCCGCUCGGAGGAAGGCAGCGACUCGGACCUGGGGCAGCAUGGGGCGAGCGCCGAUGGUAGCCCCGCUGACCACCACAGCAUCCCCUCUAGCAUUAGCCAGGCGUCACCUGCGGACGACAACAACAGCGAGGGGAAGCCCGAUGAAGACGGGAGUAUAAGCCCAGAGCCUCCCGUCGUAGCGGAACAUCAGUCCGGAGAGGAGACAGGCCGCACGCCCCACCGCACUUUUUCCGAGCGGCUGCCCGGGAAUCGGCACUCUUCCGCCCGCAGCGUGGGCGCAAGAUCCGCCCGGGUCCGAGGCACACACCAGCGGCCGGUGUCAGAGGCGUGGAUCGGCCUUUAUCGUGUUAACAACCGUCAUGGCAAUAUCCGCUGUCCUUUCUGCUCAAAGCCCUUCCCAGGGGGUCGAAUCGAGGAUCACCUGUUGAGCUGCCUCACGUCUCCUCCCCUACCAUACAAUACGGAUGUGCUCAGUAAAGACAGCGGAGAGUGCUCCAUCUGUUUGGAGGAUCUCGUACAGGGAGAGACCAUCGCCAGACUGGCUUGCCUCUGUGUCUACCAUAAGAGCUGCAUUGAUUCCUGGUCCAAGGUGAAACCCUGCUGUCCUGAACAUCCCUUUGAUUGACUCGCGGGUCACAUGUAUUCUGCGCAGUGACCAAUCUGACUCAGGAGACUACACUGAAUCACAAUAAAAUCCCAAUUAAAAUGUGUAACUGAACAAAAGCCCAAUGUCCCUGUACCUAUAUUUGAGUGGAGAACAGACGAUCCUAGGAGGAAGCUCCAGUUAGCGACACCCAAUGCUCUCCGUUUGGAUCGGUCCAUUUGAACUUGGUCUAGGCCAUUUCAAGCCAAACUCCAACAGUAAAAACAGCCGCACCGUCUCUGUCUAAUCUCUGGUGGAGUCCCUUGUUGGAACACAAGUGGAUGAGGUUCCCUGUCUGUGUUACGGACUGGGCUUGAAUCUGCGGAACAUAUUAAAAAAAAAAAAAGGUCAAAUAAACAUUACCAUCCCAGAAUGAUGGAACUUGCCCCAGAAAGAUCUUGAACUUGGGGAGGAACACAAAAAAUGAUGUUUAAACUGUGACUCUGGAUCCUCUCCUGUGUAUUUUUUCUCCCUCCAAAUGGGAUUGGUCAUUUUAUCAAGUAUUUUGCAGAAAGAGUAUUGUUCCAUGUCAUACAUUGGAUGAAUGUUUUCUUUCCUCGGCUUACCCCAAAUGAACCAACCUCACACCGAAAGCGUGAACUGUUACCACAUUGCUUUAUUUUGAACCAGCUGGAGGUUGAGGGCUUGUUUUUGGUGAAUGGGGGCUGCCGUUACUAGGUGUUUUCUUUUCUCUAUUACCUGUAAACAUUUCAGGGGAAGUUUGGGGGCUAAUUGUUUUUCUGAGUAGGUCAGUUUUUUUGUAGUUGGUUAGUUAGCGCUGAGUUUAACGUGCUGCUACUUGCUGAGUGUUUAGGAGGGUUGUAGGUAUUUCAUAGGGCCAUAGUAGCGCUGGUGUUGGCACCAAUUUGAGCACUUUUGUCCGUCAAGGCUGAUUUUUUUUUAUUUUUUCUCAUAAGGUCUGGGAUAAGUUUGUGUGUGUGUGCAAGUGUGUAUGUGUGUGUUCAAAUGAUGACCAGGGACAUGAGCAUGACUGUGUAUUCAAGAAAGUGUGUGUGCAUGUGUUUACUGUAAAUUGCCCAGAAGUCUGCUUUGUCAAGCGGGUUACCCUCUUUAUUAAUUUGUAAUGCUCGUUUUUAACUACAGUCACGCUGGCAAACAUCCUGCAACACGUGGCACUGAUACACAACAUGGCGGCUCAUGUGGUCCCGUUGUACUUUGAAUGCGGUUUGGGUUUUUUUUAUUGUCCCUCUACCCCCCCCUUUUCCUCCCUCAUUCUCAAACACUCUCUGGGGGUGUAGUCCGGAUUUUUGGACCAGACCCCAAGCAACAGUUUCGCCAUCUGGUUGCAUCAGUGCCAGAUCGAGGAGGGAUAAAGGGACGGAUGUAUUUUUGGGGCAUGUUUACACCAUGUGGCAUCUGCCUCUCUCGCCAACACUGGAGGCUAUGGACAGCUGAUGGUUAAUUAUUACAUAACUAGCCCCCACCCCUCUCCCCCACUUUUUUUAAAAAGAAUUUUAGAUAAUAUCACAUUAUGAUAAUAAUUAUGGCUAAAUGUGUCACGUGGCUUUUCUUUGCCUUUUUGUGUGUGUGUGUGUGUGUGUGAGUGUGUGUUGAUUGCCUUUGCCUGGUGAAGGGGUUCUUGUGCAAACAGGUAUUUGUAGUGUUUUUAAGGCUGAACUAAGAUGGAAGCCCAAUGGAAAGGCUGCUCAACAGAUGCUGUUUGAUGCAGGUUGUACACAGGCCACAGGGAAGGAACAAAAUCUUUAAGCGAUUGCUUUUGCUGCCUGUUCCAUGUGUUUAAAUCUUUGCGCUUACAGGGGAUAUGGAUCAGUUUAGGGGUCAGCCCUGUGCACAGGUUUCGAACUGGCUUGUUUGUUCACCCCAGCCUCUUUUUUUUUUCCCUCUGGUCCCUGAUGUUCUUCAGUCUGAGGUGCUACGACUUGUCUGGCCACUUGAGGGCAGCCCUGUGCAUGUUUUCAUGUUUUGUAUUGGAGAAUAGAAAAAUAAUGCCAAAAGUCUGUCUGUGCAUUUGGGGGCAUUGCGUGAGAGAGUGUGGAAGACAGGGUGCAUUGAUCAUUAGAUGUUACAUUUGUUGUGGUGAUAAGUUAUGAUGUUGUAUACUUUGGCUGGGAGGGGUGGGGGUGUUUGUUUGUGUGUGUGUUUUUUUGUUGUUGUUUUUUUUGUGGUGGUGGUUGGGUUGUCGAUAAAGAUAAUAGACAAUCUAAAACCCCACAUUACUCUCAUUUACUUUCUUACCCCUUCUAAGCUGUGUGGUGCAAUACCUCAAUCUUUACCAAUGCUAACUAAGCGUGUAAACUAGCUCCUCCAACCAAGGACGGUAUUUUCUAUAAAUGUCCCUGACUCCUUGGUUUUGAAUCGCAGGGCGCCGAUCCCCCAUCUGCCCUGUGCUUUGAGGUUGAUGUAUUAGAUGAGAAUGUUUUUCAAAGAGUCACCACAGCGGUAUCUGCACCCCCAAGAUAUGGACAAUCUGCCUUUACUCUGGUAUAAAAAAACAAAUUGAAUUUUAUUUAUUAAAAUUGUAAAUAUGUAAUGCAAUUCAAGAAAAUGGCUUGGUCUUUGUCUGUUCAAUAUACUGUUUCUAAGCUCCAAUCUUUUGUAUGUCUCAGAAAUUGUUUUUAUAUGUAUUUUUUACAAUAAAUAUGUGUGAGAGA
Molecule: messenger RNA, 3719 nt
Organism: Epinephelus moara (kelp grouper)
Lineage: Eukaryota; Metazoa; Chordata; Actinopteri; Perciformes; Serranidae
Exons: 5
Coding region: 283-1068 (261 amino acids)
Source: RefSeq, a predicted model, not a curated record